UGCCUGGGAAAGGAGACGGGUGUUUGCUGUUAAGCGUUUUUUGUUGGUUUACGGUGGCUUCUGCAGGGAGGUGACAGAUACCACACACGCGUGUUGGGCUACGUAACUGUUAUGUGUCCUCCGGGGGAACUGAGGAUUAUUCUAAACCACGUAUAACCACCCAGGAAGCAUGUCCCAGCCAUGGAGGAGAGACUACCUCUGGCAAGAGAACCAUGGGGCAAAGCUGGCCUCCCUGUUUGGACUGGACCAGACCGUUUCUGCAGCUGGGAACGAGUCCUUCCAGUACACGGCACCCAAGCAGCCGAAAAAGGGCCCAGUGGCCGCUGGUACCAAAUCCCCCAAGCCCACCGGAGCAGCUGGCCCUGCGCCCUCCGUACUGUUAGCCACAGCGGUUCAUGCCUAUAAAUAUGUGAGCGGGCAGUACGUGAAGCAGGGCAAAUUUGGGGCAGCUGUGCUGGGUAAUCACAAUACUAAAGAGUAUAGGAUCCUUCUGUACAUCAGCCAGCAGCAGCCGGUCACCGCUGUCCGGAUACACCCUGGCUUUGCGUUCACGGUGCAGCUUAAUAACUAUGCGGCUUUCUACGACGACCAGAGACAGAGCUGGUCUGUUAUGUUCGAGUCGGAGACCGCCGCGGUGGAUUUCAGUAAGCAGGUCUGUAUCGCCAAGUGUAACUCUGCCCCCUCCCUAGAUGUCGUUCUCACCCAAGACCUGACCCCUGGGGACGGGCAGGCAGCUGAUGCUGGAGAUCUGUUGGAAGUGGCCUACACAGGGUGGUUAUUACAGAACCAUGGAAUUGGACAGAUGUUUGACUCGAACUUGCAGAAGGACAAAUUCCUGCGGCUGAAACUGGGCUCUGGCAAAGUGAUUAAGGGCUGGGAAGAUGGGAUGUUGGGAAUGAAGAAAGGUGGGAAGAGGUUUCUGGUGAUCCCACCGGCUGUAGGCUACGGUUCUCAGGGAGUUUCCGGGCGGAUUCCAGCUAAUGCUACCCUGCUCUUCGAGGUGGAAGUGAAACGCAUGAAACAGAAGGAUCUAGGAGGUGACAGACACAGCAUUGGCUCUCGAGAUUCCCCGGUAUCCAUCACAGACAGUAUCCCCACGGACACCCUUCCUCAGGCACCAACAUCCGUGCCGCCCAAACCUGGGGAGCCGGCUGUCCGGGCCAAGUCUAACUCCAUCAGCGAGCAGCUAGCAAAUCCUGAUAUGGCUAAAGCAAAGCUGAUCUACCGGAUGGCAAAGAUGGGUCAGCCCAUGCUUCCGUUCCUCUCGGGGAGUUCCCCGCCGCAACCGGAUUCCAGCGACUCGGAGAUUGAGGACCCAAACACACAGCGAACCUCCCCACACCCGGCGGCUCCUGUACCUGUUCGCCCCACCCCACAGAUCAGCCACACGCCUGUCACAGGUCACAUACCUGCUCCAGUCCCACAGCAGCAGCUAGUACCCGGGCUUCUUACCUCUUCAACCGCCCUGUUACCUGUGGGGCCCAUUUCCUCCCAGGCACCUCCUUCUGGGUCCGCUUCUGGUUUCCAGCCAUACGCAGGCCUCCAGUAUACGUACUCGCAGAACCCGGCAGCUGUCACCCAGUUGCAGCCUGUAGGACACAUCUACCCAGCUCCUGUGCACCAGCCAGCUACCUAUCCAGCCUCAGGCGAUGUCACCUCUUUCCUGAUGACGGAAGCCCGGCAGCACAGCACCGAGAUCCGCAUGGCCAUCGGCAAAGUCAUUGACAAAAUUGACACCCUGGCGGCUAAAGUGGACAGUCUGCCGAAGGAGCACACGGCUGGGGCAUCACUUCUGCUCCCCGGGAUCUCGUCCAUCACCAUGGAGAGUGCGAUGAUCAUGAAUAAUAUCCAGCGCAUCAUUCAGGAAAACGAGAGGCUGAAGCAGGAAGUUCUGGACAAGAGCAGCCGGAUAGAGGAACAAAACGGGAAGAUCGGGGAACUUAUUAAUCGCAACCAAAGGUACGUCGAGCAGAGUAACAUGUUAAUGGAGCAGCGGAACGACUCUCUGAAUGCUUCCACCGACAACACGCAAGCCAGGAUGCUACACGCCAUGCAGGAGAAGCAUGCUUUGCACAUGGAUCUGGGCAGGUACCAGGUAAAGGUGGCGGAGGAGCUGGCGGCUGCGACCGGCCAGGUGUCGCGGCUGCAGCUGGAGAUCACCGAUUAUCAGAAGAGGCAGAUGGAUCUCCAGACGCAGCUGGUAGCGGCACAACAGGAAGCAGAGAAGUUUCGCACGGAACUCGGCUCUCUGCAGGCGCAGCUGAUAGAAGUAAAAGAAACAUCGGAGCAGACCAGGGCACGUGCCAAAACGGAGAAGGACAGCCGGCGUAGCCUGGAACUCAGGCUGGUGGCUCUGGAAGAAGAGAUCUCCGACUUGAAGGUGGAGAAGGAGAAUUUGGAAAAGAGCCUAGUGGAGCGAAAGAGGAAGGCGCAACAGGAGAGGCAACGGGCAGAGGAGGAGCGGGAAGAGCUACGUAGAACCUUCCAAGAGGAGACUGAGAACCUGAGGCAGCUCCUGAAGAAGACCCGCGAGCAGGCGGCCACGGAGCAGUUGUCAUCGUGCCGGAGCCGCGAUGAGCAGAUGUCCGAGCUCCAGGAACAGGCGGCGCAGCUUCAGCCGCUUAAAGAGAAGUGUUCCCACCUGCAGAGCCUGGUCACUUCUCUCACGCAGCAGCUGACCGAUGUCUGUGCCAGGGAGAAAGAGCGAAGUUCUGCACAAGACCAAAGCCAGGAGAAUCUUUCCCAGCUCCAGGAACAGGCAGCCCAGCUCCAGCCUCUGAGACAGAAAUGCGCACAGCUUCAGGCGCAGGUCCUCUCUCUUGAGGAACAGCUUCGAGAAGCUCAUGCAAAAGAGGGAGGCGGAAUUCCAGCCACGGACCUUGCAGAGGAGGUGAAGAAAAUCAUGAAUGGGGUGUUUCAGUCCCUGAGGAAGGAGUUUGAUCUGGAGGAAUCGUACAGCGGGCGAGUGGUUCUGGGCGGCAUCAUGAGCACAAUAAAGGCAACUACACUACAGUUACUGAACAAACCACAGGAGGAAGAGCCUGCGGGAAGCAGCAGUGAUGAGGAAGAGGAGGAUGAUGAUGACAAAGAAGUUCCUGUUCCUCUUGGACCCAAGUCUGAUUUGGCAAAUCCUAGUUUAAACAAUGCCAACUUAGUAAACCAUGAAGAAAAAGAGGAAAAUAUUAAUAUUGCUGCGCAGGAGACGUCUGAUGUUGCGGAGGAGAAGCAUGAAGAAGUUAAUGGGCAUACUGAGGCAGAAAGCCAGCCCGGAAAUGAGGAAACGCCAGCUGCAUCCACCAAGCUGGCUGAGCCUGAAGAAACCGUACAUGUGAAGGUCAUACAAGAGGAUUUAGAUGCACCAUCUGCUCUCGUCCACAUGAUCUCUAGCGAUACGCCGGAGUCCAGCACGUAUGUCGAGGAGAAGAGUUACCCAGAGAAAUGCGAGACAACUGUGCAUAAUGAAUGGCAGCCGCUAACAAAUGAAACCUUCUGCAAGACCAGGGAAGCUCAUGAAGACCUCACGCUACAGGAAGACUCGCCUGUAGCCAAAGAAGUCCCAACCCUGCUGGCAGCUAAUGACUUAGAGGACGAAAAGCCAGAAGCCCCACCACCGUUAGGGAGCGACGAUGACAUGAACAGCCCCCUUCCUCUAAAGAAAGAGAUCUCCGCCCCCAGCUCGGCCGGAAUACGUGCACCACGGAAAGAGAGUCCGGUCAGUGCUGCCAAGUCCCACCAGGAGAAGAAGACCACCAAUUUCAGUCUUGACCAGCCCGAGGAAGAAGAUUUGUUUAAAAUUCCUUCUACAACUAAGCCGAAACACGAGGAGGAGGAUGAGGAGGACGUAUGUCUGAAAGGACGCCCGCCCCCGACACCUUUAUUUGGGGAUGACAACGACGACGAUGAUCUCGACUGGUUGGGGUAACUCUCACAGAUCUCCUUGGGAUUUGGAGGUGGGGAACCUGACACAGACUGCACAGUCGCGACACCUCAAGUUCAGAAGAGCGAUGGCACCAGAGAACCUGGACGACGGCAAAUGGAAGAAAGACAAAGUCGUUUGUGUCUCCAGCUGAUGUUACAGCCAGGAAAACUGUCCGUUGCUGUUCGGUUUGAUUUUAAAUGGCUCCAGGUUCUGUAUAAUUCCGCCAUCUUUAUUCAGGGCAGAGCGGAAUCUUUAGCUGUGAUGGGUAUGGAAGGACCCACAAUGCAAUGCAGCGAGCAGGGCUUGACCCAUAAUGCAUUGCUUCAGUGUUAAUCGCCUCCAUGCUGUGUUGUACAGAACGCCAUAUCCGUCCGUCUGUCCGUUGUUGGAAUUAACAUGUUACUAAUUACAUCCAUAUUAGGACGCUCUACUAAUUUCUUCAAAUACUCUAUAGGAGCGGGAAGUACAUUAUGUUGAAUAAAUCAAGCAAGGCAAUUCUGAUCCUUUC
This is a messenger RNA of Pseudophryne corroboree (corroboree frog), 4427 nucleotides long. It is a transcript of the gene FKBP15, whose product is annotated as FKBP prolyl isomerase family member 15. The record is from RefSeq and is a predicted model, not a curated record. The transcript has 31 exons. Gene Ontology annotation, molecular function: peptidyl-prolyl cis-trans isomerase activity. Lineage: Eukaryota; Metazoa; Chordata; Amphibia; Anura; Myobatrachidae. Gene Ontology annotation, cellular component: growth cone. The coding region runs from base 170 to 3922 and encodes 1250 amino acids.